Molecule: messenger RNA, 685 nt
Organism: Aspergillus alliaceus
Lineage: Eukaryota; Fungi; Ascomycota; Eurotiomycetes; Eurotiales; Aspergillaceae
Exons: 1
Coding region: 87-362 (91 amino acids)
Source: RefSeq, a predicted model, not a curated record
GGUCCUCCUAAGAGCUAUCCCGAACCAGCGCCAAUGUGAUCCGAAAGAUGUCCGCCAGCCCCUAGCACAAGGUUCGACCUAGUUCCAUGCAUCGGUAUGAGGCUUCAGAGAGACCAUUAAGUCCUGGGAAUUAUAGGAGGAACCGACAACCCCAAUCCCCUCCUCUCGGGUACAAAUACGAGGGUUGUACCUACAGGAACCACUUCGGUAGGGAACUGGAAUUAACCCGACACAUUAAGCACAUUCAUAUUUCUCCUCGGCAAUUUCCUUGUCCUCUUGUGGGAUGCGAGAAGUCACUCAGCCGAAAAUAUAAUCUUAAGGGGCACAUCAUGCGAAGAUGUAGGGGGCUGUACAGGCAUUGAAUUGCAUCUUCUGUCAUUGCCAUUCGCUCUCUCGAAAGUAUACCUAGGAAUUUUCAACGGCGUUUUUGAUUUCCUUGUCAACUUUGCUCCUGUGUCUAAGUGUUCUAUUGUUUUUUUUUUAUUUUUCAUUUUUUUUGGCACUUUACUUAAUACUACUGACGCUUUGUCUAUGCUACUACUCCAAUUUCUCAGCCAGUCUUCUUUCUUUGCGUUUUCUUCCCUUGUCUUCUUCUUUGAGUGCAUCUUAUAUCUUUCUCCUUGCGUGCAAAUCUUUGUAGCUCGUUAUAACGUCAUGUGGUUAGUAGGCACCCAGUUAACUAAAC